UCUGUUGUUGGUUCGUCAAAAAAACAAGAAUUAUAACGAAAUGAAAGCGUGAAAAACUAAAUGAAAGGCACAUAAAUGUUCAGAAGAAUCUGCUGCAUCGACAUUGUAAUUAUAGACAGGCACAUGGAUUAACAUUGUUUUAUACGUACCAGUGAACGUUGUGCGAUUUCACGGUUCGGCUCCAGUAAUUUCCAAGAGGAUCAUCCUUGAAUGCCUUAGUCGAAGAUCAACAAACGAACAUAACCACAAAACAGCGCAACGCAACGAUCGAGGAGACAAACUCGGAAAUAAAAUAAAAGGAAACCGGCAACGAAAUGGUGAAGAUAGCGUUGAAAAUAAAAGCUACAACGGAGAACGUGGAGGAACUGAGACCGUCUGGUCCUGGGUUUCGUUGGUAUUUGAAGUUAGUUUGUUCCAAUUGCCGCGAGGAAUCCGACAAAUGGAACUAUCUGUCCUUGAGCGAGACCGUCGCAGCCCCGAAAGGGCAUGGUGUCAGUCAUUACGUGAGCAAAUGCAAGCUGUGCUCGCGCGGAAACUCUAUAACGAUAUUAGGCGAUUUAGUGAAACCGUUUGUCGCGCGCGAUCAGGACAGCUUCCAGAGCAUAGUGGUGUUCGAUUGCAGGGGCCUUGAACCCUGUGAUUUCUGGCCACGAGACGGAUGGACCGUCAAAUCCGUCGACGACGGCACGGAAUUCACGGACGUGGAUUUGACGGAGGGCGAAUGGGGCGAAUACUGUCAGAAGAUUGACAAGUCCAUAUGGAUUUAUGGAAUUGAGUUCAGGCUCGAAAAGAUCAAAUAACACGGAGAAUGAAGCGUGUGCUCGAGACAAACGUUUAGAUUAUUAUUUGCGAUUACCGUUGAUUAUGUCUUGUUCUCACGUAAUAUUCUAUAUUGUAUAUUUUAUGUAUAUUUCGUAUUUCGUAUAACGAUAAUGUUGAAUAAUAAUAAAGACGAUAAUAACCUUGA
This is a messenger RNA of Megalopta genalis, 967 nucleotides long. Its product is annotated as CXXC motif containing zinc binding protein. Gene Ontology annotation, molecular function: zinc ion binding. The record is from RefSeq and is a predicted model, not a curated record. NCBI's taxonomy places the organism in Eukaryota, Metazoa, Arthropoda, Insecta, Hymenoptera, Halictidae.